CAGUCUCGGGUUUCCAUGACGACGACGUCGGAGGGGAACCCGGGCGGGGUUGGGUCGGAGCGCAUGCGCGGUGCGCGCGGGACGCGGAACGUCUCCCGAGUGGCCCGCGUUGCUGGUCCCGGGGAACCUGUACCGCGGGCGGCCCCGUUCCCUCCGCUGGCCAUGGCCCCCCCGCCCGCGUGCCGGUCCCCGAUGUCGCCGCCGCCGCCGCCGCCGUUGCUGCUGCUGCUGCUGAGUCUGGCGCUGCUGGGCGCCCGGGUCGGUGCCGAGACCGCCGGGAGCGCCGUCCCCGCGCAGAGCCGCCCAUGCGUGGACUGCCACGCCUUCGAGUUCAUGCAGCGCGCCCUGCAGGACCUGCGGAAGACAGCCUGCAGCCUGGACGCCCGGACGGAGGCCCUUGUGCUGCAAGCCGAGCGCCGUGCUCUGUGUGCCUGCUGGCCGGCCGGGCGCUGAGGACCGUGCCCUGUGUGCCUGCUGGCCAGCCAGGUGCUGAGGACCGUGCUCUGUGUGCCUGCUGGCCGGCCGGGCGCUGAGGACCAUGCUGCUCCCUGUCAAUAAACGCCCAGCAGCAUG
Molecule: messenger RNA, 573 nt
Organism: Callithrix jacchus (white-tufted-ear marmoset)
Lineage: Eukaryota; Metazoa; Chordata; Mammalia; Primates; Cebidae
Gene: NICOL1
Product: NELL2 interacting cell ontogeny regulator 1
Source: RefSeq, a predicted model, not a curated record